Messenger RNA from Ylistrum balloti, 7458 nucleotides. RefSeq names its product nephrocystin-3-like. The record is from RefSeq and is a predicted model, not a curated record. Gene Ontology annotation, molecular function: protein binding. The coding region runs from base 96 to 3635 and encodes 1179 amino acids. The transcript has 23 exons. Gene Ontology annotation, cellular component: Cul4-RING E3 ubiquitin ligase complex. Lineage: Eukaryota; Metazoa; Mollusca; Bivalvia; Pectinida; Pectinidae.
AAUGAAUGUUUUGCUAAUUCUAGAAGCGACAUGCUAAUGGACGGGUUGAGAAAGGGACUUACAGGUGACGGCGUAAAUGUAAGACUCAGAUAAGAAUGGCCACAGGAGGAGCAGCCAAACCACGAAAAAACAGCAAUAAUGGCCAGAAAUCCACUGUGAAGAUCUUCAUCACAUCGUAUUCAGACGAAUUUCAUUCAGAGAGAGAUGUGAUAAGGAAGCAGGUGCUGCCUGAACUGAGGUUGUGGUGUGAAUCAAAGCAACUCACGGUGGUGGAACACUUUGUUAAGUGGGGCUCGAGACAUCCAGAGAGGAGGGAUGUUAUUGACCAGGAGAAGAUACAGACAAGCAUUGAGUCAUGUUAUUUCCAUAAUGUGAUGCCCUUAUUUCUUAACAUAACCAGUGAGGCACUAGGAUGGGUGCCGAUGUGGGGAGAACACUUGGAUGAUAACAUAGAGGAUUAUAUUGCUGCAUAUGGUUUACUGGUGGAGGACCUAGAGGUUAUGUAUGGGGCCUAUCGUGAGGAUAACCAUAACUCUUUAUUUUUGAUGCGGCAAGACGAUUUCCUUGAAAAGGUGCCAGCUACAGAGAACAAAUAUUUUGUGAGAGACACAGCUGCUUCUCAGAAGAUCAAAACUGCUGGAGAUAAAAUCUCUCAAAAAUUUCCAUCUAGUAGAAUUUCCAAGUAUAAAGUGCAAUAUAUGGGUUUGGACCAGAAGAAGAGACCACGGGUACAGCUAGAGGACAGCUUCACACAGAUGGUGACAGACUUUUGUAAACAGAAAAUAGCCUAUGAUUUCCUUGGGGAACAGCCCCAGUCUUCUACCAGGGAGGACUCCAACACCAAAUUAGAGCAUCAGUUCUUUAUGAAAAAUAAAGGGGAAUUUGUGAUAGGUAGAUCUGACGUCAUCCGUAAGAUUGAGGAUUAUAUAUUCCGGGACGAGAAGGAUGUUCCACUUCUGAUCCUCGGAGGACAAGGGUAUGGCAAAUCCUCCAUCUUAUGCAAGGCUGCAUCUGUGAUAGAAAAGAAAGUACAGGAUGAACAGCUACAAAGUACAUCACGCCAGAAGUGGCAUGUUUUCUUCCACUUUGUUGGUGCAGCACCUGGUUCUACAUACCUUGAAGCCAUGCUAAAACGUCUGCUCAGGGAAAUGGAAGUUAUCAAUGACUCUAACAUCCCACGAGGAAUUGAAUCUACUGCUCAGAUGUGUUGUAGCAUGCUAUCUAACCCUAACACACGGCCAGUGAUCAUCUUCAUAGACGCUCUCAACCAGUUUGCUGAGGAACAGGCAGCCUUAGUUAUGAGUUGGUUGCCAAGGAAACUUGCUCCUCGAGUGCGCUGUGUGUUUUCCACGAUAGAGAACACACCCCAGCACAAAACCUUGGUUGCCAGAGAAACAAAACCUAUUUUACUUGAGAUAAGUCCCCUGGACAUGGAGUCUCGUCAGAAAAUAGUAACAGAACUGCUAAAGAAGUAUAACCGUUGUUUGAGCGAGAGUCAGUUGAGUCGUUUAAUGACCAAGCAGACAUCGGAAAACCCUCUCUGGCUCACUGUGGCAUGUGAGGAAAUCCGCCUUCUGGAUGACCUCUGUGAUGUAGACAGAAAGAUCUCGGAGCUUCCAGAAAGUCUACUUAGCCUGCUGGAGUAUCUGUUGACACGACUAGAGACAGAAGCUGGUGGUAACCUGGUAGUUGCCACUUUGUGUCUGUUGGAAGCCUCAUCAGCUGGACUCCUAGAGAGUGAACUUCGACAGAUCCUGGGACAGGAGGCCACACUCAUGCCACCAAGUCCAUUUGACGAAAAAGAGGAGAAAGAAUCAUCAGAGAAAGAAAGUGCAAAAAAUAUGGGACCUCUUCCUGAUAAAAAGUGGACAAAAGUGUUCUCCACACUUCAGCCAUUUCUCCGGCCUUAUGGGGACAAUCGUGAGGGACGGCUGGACUUCUACCAUCGUGCCCUCAGCAAAGCUGUCAUAAAAAGAUAUUUCCAGAAGAGUGAUGAAGAGAAAGCCAAUGGUCAAGAAAAAUCGGACUCCUACUAUUGGUGGCAUAAAAAACUCGCUGACCACUUCCAACACAUGGACAAUGUUGAUCGAUAUGUAGAGGAAUAUCCAUGCCAGCUGGUCUGUCUGGAUGAUGGUUAUCGUCUAGCCCAAUGUCUCUGUGAUUGGAGAAUAUUUGAUCAGUUGUACCAUGAAGAAUUCAGCUCCAGGCUGCUAGCAUACUGGAGAAAGGUUGGUACGGCUGCUGAGAUGAUCUCCUACUAUGAGAAAGCAUUGACAAGGUUUGAGGAAGAUGACACAGUAAAUGAGGAGAAUGUGUCUAUACGAUACGAGAAAGUAUGCAGGGUUGUUAUACAGGCGGGAAAAUACUUAGAAGCAUUAGAACUUCUGCGGACAGCCAUGAAAAUUGAGGAGAAAGAGCUUGGAGCUCGGCCACAUCGUAUGGUGGAGUUGUACGCUCUAAUGGCAGAGAUUUAUGAUGAGAAACUCAAGUUGAAUGACUUUGUGUCCCCUAGUCAGCUCCCAGAUCUCAGGAAAACUAUACAUUACGGGAGGAAGUCUAUAGCCUUGAGGAAAAAGCUCCCUGGCACAUAUCACAAGUUUAAGUUAGGUAUGAGUCUGAUGAAGCUAGCCUUUAACAUGGAGAGCUGGGAGGCGUGUGGAGGCGGACCAGAACUCACGGGUGAGGCAGCCUUAGCCGAGGGGAACAAAUACAUAGACAAGGCUCUCAAGAUAUUUGAGGAGUUAAAUGAUAUGGGACACUAUGCCGAGGCCCUAAUGACAAAGGGUGUCCUGGCUCGUCGUGGCAGUAUGGAACAGUUGAAACUGUAUAAUGAGGCAAUGGAUCUGUGUAUGCAGAUGUAUGGCGAGUACCACAUUCUGACAUCUCGGCUCUACAUCAAUAUAGGUAUUGUGUAUGAAGAUAACAAUGACUUCAAAAAGGCAUAUGAGUAUUUCAAAAAGUGGGCUCGUGUAAGUGAGGAAAUCCUUGGUCCUGAUCAUCCGAAAACUCAAAGAGCAAAAGGUGUGUUACGUGAGAGUCGUUAUCAGAGAAUCGCACGAACUCUUGGUGAGAGUGAUGAUGAUCAUGACGAGGAUCGUGAUGAGGAUACAAAUGAAGAUGAAGAAGAAAUGGAAAAUCCAGACCUUGAACAUUAUUAUGAUGAUCAAAUAAGUCAGGGGGUAGGACAGCAGAUACAGCUCGAUAAUAGUUUACUGGAGACGCUGAAUCCGUCAGAGAUCAGUACAGAAGAGGCAGAGAAUCAGCGAAACCUUGGACAUACUCACCAAAGUAAUGUCCUCCAGCCUAUCAAUAAUGCUGAUACCAUUGAGCAGUUGAUGAAUGGUUAUUAUGAGGGAAAUGAGGACGAGGAUGAAAACGGUAGUGGUAGUAAUCACGAAAACUCUGAUAAUGAAAAUUUUUAUGAUGAUAAUUUUGAAGACUAUGAAGAACAUUACAUCCUUCAUUCAGAUAGUGGCCCUGUUAUAGAGGAGUUUAAUGUGAAUCUAGAGGAGGAAGAUGACGAGGAGGAUGAGGAAAUUGUUCAAAUCACAGCGCGGGACUCCUAUAAUAACGACCUUGAACAGGACAAUCGAUAUGCGGGGGAUAGUCGUGAAGGAAGCGAUGAUGAUCCCUGAAUCUGAUACUCACAAUCUUAAUAUUACACAUUGAAAAUGUCUUGUUUGCAAAAUGGACACCAGCUAAGCAAAGAUCUGCCUCCGUUAGUAAUCUUCUUUGCUUUAUAGGUUUUGACCAGUGUUAUGUAGUAUUUCAGACUCGCAAUCCUUUGGAUUUAAAGCCUCAUCUGCUACAAAGUAUCUUAACACUUCAGAACUUGGAUGUUAUCAGAAAAGAGAUCUCAAGGAAAUUUGUGCUGUUAAUCAUUGUGUUUUUGGAAAAGUCCUGUGCCGAUGAAUUCAUUGUUUUUGUGGAGUUAUUCUUAGUCUACACCGAAGCCUCAUUGUGAAUUUAAUUGACAAAAUCAUAUGCACUGAAUUGUCAAUAUUUUCACACCAGAACUUUAAAUCAUUCAAAGCUGAUUUCUAAACAUAACCUUAUACUAAAGUAUAAACCUAAUUACAUGCAGUCAUGUAGAUUUCAAAAGUACCUCUGGCACAUUUAUUGAAAUUUAUAAAGGUUAACUAUAGCACACUAGCGCAGAUGUCAAUUCACAUCUAACGUGAUGUUCAUUCAUUUCUCAGUAUAUAUUAUGUUAACAGGUAAAUUUAAUCAUUUUUUUAAUUUAAGUACUCCAUAUUAAUUUAUUUAGACACUCAUAAUUAGAAAGAAGUAUAAUAAUACUUGUAAUAUAUACUAUUCCAUAAUAGACAUCCAAGCCCAUGUCUAUAAGACCACAGAAAAACAGAAACGAGGAAUCAUUUAAAGAUGGAUGGCACACAGUUAAUGAGAAGGGUGAAAAAUUAAAAUGAGAUCUCUUAUUUCACUUCAUUUUCUGGGCUUCAUUACAUGGAGACUGUGCUCCAUUACACAGUCUUUUUCUGAAAUGCAGGUUCUUGUUUGUUUUGAAGUUUACACAGAUGAUGCCAAAUUCACCUCAGUAGUAAAGUUUGGUCUGUUUGAUGUCUCACAGAUGUGUUUGAAUUACACUUUUUUUAAAAAAAAGACUUACCAAUUUGUUUCAAUUAUAGUAUACUGUAUAUGUAUUUAAAUUACGGCAUUCUGAGAAGGGUUAGACUCUUAAGCAUAAUCUGAAAUUUGCAAAAGAAAUAUUUCAAAUUAGUGGUAAUAUAGUUUUAAGACAUGCACUGUAUAUGUCCAUGUGUUUUUCAACUGUGACCAUGUACAGGUAAGACUAUCACAGUGCCAUACUUUAAUGAAAAAUGCUAUACUUUUCAGGUAAAAUGACCAUUCUAACUGACCAAUAGUACUGUAUGUAUAUAACACUCAUCAACAUGGCAUUGUUGAAUAUGUUGUAUUUCAUGCCCAAUGGCAGAACCUAGAAAAUUUAGCACUGCUCUUGAAUUAGUGCAAAGACUAUUAGAAUACUGCUUAAAUAAGUACAUGCAUAGUUAUUGAUAGGUAAAUAUUUGGACCAAGGUCAUUGGAACAGUGAUUUCAACAGGUAAUGAAAUGAAAUUAAAGUGUUCCGAUUUUCAUCUGAUUGAUAAACAAACUAACACCCAGAAUAAACAGCUGUUUUUUAAUCAUAAAUGUGAUAAAUCAAAAGAAAUAAUUUUAUGUCCAAGAUGUGGCACCAUGUUAAAAGCCUAGUUGACCACUUGAACCCUUGGCUAUUCACAUCACUUGCGAAGUUGGUCUUUCUGUUUUGCAGCUGGUCAUAUGUCAUGACCUCUGGCAGAUCUGUGUGCUGUCUUAGCUACAUGCAGCUUCCGUGUUUAACUCUGGAAAUUAUUUUCCUUUGUUUUAAUUUGAUUAAUUUGUUCAGAGUUUUACAAUUAGUACAACUAAUUGUUCUGACAGGAUGACAUAUACAUAUUGAUAUAAACUAGUGAUAUAUAGUGAUAGCAUGUUUAAUGUUAUUUAUUUUUACAUCCAUGGUAUUAAGAAAUACAGGAAAUCAUGUUUAUGCUGAAGCAUAUGUAAAACUUCAAAGUGCUGAACUAUUACCACUGUGAUGAAUGUCUGGUUAGAAAAGAAAUUGAAUUUUAAACCUCGUUUGAUUUGUAGACACUGAAAAUCUAUACUGGCCCUGACAUAAAACCGUGCGAUACCUAAAUACAAGGCUAAUAAAACAUAGUCUCAUACACACGAAAACAGUUUGAAUAUGUUUUUAACAAAUGCAAACCAUAGAUGAAGUACCAUGUACUAUUUGUUACUCAAAUUCUGCCUUUGUGUAAUACAGAGUUAUCUGCUCUUGUGAGGAGGUAUUGAUUGUUAUGUCAUUAGUUUUUGAGAGAAUAAUGACAUAAUUUUCUCAUGCACAUUAAUCUCCUCACAGGAGCAGAUAACUCUGUAUUACAAAAAAGACAAAACCAUAUUCUUUAAAAUUACCAACCUUAUCCUUUUGUAUUCUUUCAUAACUGUUUUGAAUCACAUUUAGUUAUUCAAAACUUUACAAGUCUUCCUUUGUCACCGUUACCAACCCUGAAGAGUUCCCAUGCUUUAAUUGUUUUUAAUUAUGAACUGCUGUAUUGAGAAUACUUCUUCCCUGAUGUUGGUAUAAUGUCGUAUAAUCCUGCUGAUUGUGUUUUUUUCCUGGAUUAUAAAAAGAAAUACAAGUGAAAACUGAUUUUAAUUCAGUUGGAAAUUGAUUUUACUCCAGCAUUCAAAGGAAAGCUGUUUAAUUUCUUUAAAAAACCCUGGCAAAGGAAUUACUAUUUUUUUUAUAUUUUCAUAUCAAUAUCAUAAAACCAUCAUUGUUGCACCAUGGUUAUGUUGUACUGGUGUCGAGUGGUAUGUCAAAGGAUUUCUAGAUGUAACUACAACAAAGUUAGGAUGUAUUACAUGAUGAUGCUGGCUAUCAGAUAUGUAGUAUGAUGUGUUUGUGACUUUGUUUCCAUUUCCCUUUAGCAGUGCAAGAAAAUAUUGCAAAACCCUUUGCAAUAUUGAGACCUCAGUGAUUGUUUUUGUUUUUGGGGGGGAUUUUUUUUAUGCCUGUCAGUUUGGUAUAAUAUUUAUCUAAUAAUAAACCCAUGUCAGAUAAUUAGCCCACCUUUAUCAAUUUUUAUUGUUUUUUUUUUUUUUUUUUUUUGCUGUCCUGAACAAAUUAACCUGUUCCCUGGCUUUGAAUCAAGAGAUUUUGUGUUGGUCACCUGUAUAUUUUUCAAGAUAAAGCAAUCAUAUAACUUCUACAUGUGAUAAUUAGGACAACAGGGAAAUGAUGGAGUCCUGCUACUACUUUUAUGGACAAUAUACCAACAGCAACACAUUUAAAUUUGUACAAUGAAAAUGUACUGAAAUCAACUUUAUCAACCAUAUGUAUUUUCAGUUGGUCUAUAAAGCAUGGAAAACAAGAUUUUCUUUUUUUUUCUCUUUGUGAAUGCUUUUAUCAAUAAAUAGGCUUGAAGUAAAGAUACAUAAUGUGUCUAAAUGCAUAUAAGGACACACCCACCUCUGCUGGAUUUGCCCUUCUUUACAUACCAAAAAGGUACUGUAUAAUAUCUCCAAAUUUGUUUGUUAGGACACCAGGUCUUGUCCAUAUGUGCACACAAGGACAUGUCGUCAAAUACUGAAAGCAUAUACUCUUCAUUUGCAUAUGAGGACACGCUCACUAUUGCUGUAUGAUUGUCUUUCAUGAUGGCACACAUUCAUUGAAAAUGAUUUACAGAAUGAUGAUAUUGCUUAUUAAUGUCUUAUCAAGACAAAACUAUAGUGCUGGCAGUGUCAUGAAUGUAAAUUGUGUCCUCAUUUGCAUGUUAGGAUACACCCAUCAGUGCUGGCUGUAUGAUUGGUUAAUACUACUGGGGUGUUGUUGCUUUAUUUGGGUUUUCUCAAAACCCAAUAAUGUUGUUAAUAAAUCAUGGUGAUAAAACUUGAGAA